Molecule: messenger RNA, 1371 nt
Organism: Osmerus eperlanus (European smelt)
Lineage: Eukaryota; Metazoa; Chordata; Actinopteri; Osmeriformes; Osmeridae
Gene: tesca
Product: tescalcin a
Exons: 8
Coding region: 92-760 (222 amino acids)
Biological process (GO): regulation of cell adhesion mediated by integrin; positive regulation of sodium:proton antiporter activity; positive regulation of granulocyte differentiation
Cellular component (GO): cytoplasm; plasma membrane; nucleus
Molecular function (GO): phosphatase inhibitor activity; calcium ion binding
Source: RefSeq, a predicted model, not a curated record
UACAGACAAAAAAGAAGGCGAAACUUGACAGGUGUGACGGCAGUUCAGCAUAUCAGUCAGUCGACGCUCCAGAAAGUGCGCUUCACUCCGAAUGACCGUAAUGGGAGCUUCUCAGUCAACACGCAUUGAAGACGAAUUCCAGGAUUUAGCCGAUCAAACUGGAUUCUCUCUGGAGCAGAUUGUCAACCUUCACAAGAGAUUUAAACAACUGAGUGAGAACGAGGAAACGAUCAGUAGGGAGAACUUGGAGAGAAUCCCUGCCUUGGAGGACAACCCAAUCCGGGCUCAGAUUAUUGAAGCCUUUUUUGAUAAAAGGAACCUGCGCCAGGACGCCGCAGGCUCCCUCCAGGAGAUCGGCUUUGCAGAAUUCCUCAUGGUGAUGUCACACUUCCGUCCGCUGCCCCCAAAGGUCAUGACCCCUGAGGAGAGGGAGCACCUGAGGAGGAAGAAGCUACGCUUCCUGUUCAACAUGCACGACACGGACAACGAUGGCACCAUCACUCUGGAGGAGUACAGGAAGGUGGUGGAAGACAUGCUGUCUAAGAGUGGAGAUAUGGGGCUUCAAACCGCCGAAGCCAUCACAGACGCGGCCAUGUUGGAAGUGUCGAAAAUCAACGAGAGUCACAUGGGUCCCGAUGAGGUCUAUGACAGGAUCACCUUCGAGCAUUUCUUAGAGAUUCUGAAAAGUCUUGAAAUCGAAUCGAAGAUGCACAUCCGUUUUUUAAACAUGGACACUACAACUAUUCGUUGUGGAAAAUGAGAUUCUCUUUCUUAACCCUCGUGCUGCCUUCGGGUCACAUGACCCAAAGGUUCAUAACGAACCAUCGUUGUGUUUACCCAAUACAAAAACAAAUUAAAAUAACUUUCUUUUAACCUUUGCAAUGUGGGGGGUCUGAGACAGCCCAACGGUUAAAAGAAAAUGCUUCACUUUGUCUUUGUAUGCGGUAAAUCUGUCGCAAUACGACGGUGGGUCACAAUGACUGAUGGGUCAGAAUGACCCGAAGAUAACACAAGGGUUAAAGAGACUUAUUUUCUGUAUGUAGCAAAAAAAAAGCUCUUCAUUGAGAAGAUGCCAAAUACUUUAACAUAUGUUAAUGUUAUAUACGUUCAUGUAACUAUACAAUAUGGUUCAGAUAUUGAUUAGUGUUGUACUAAUGAACAAUAUGAAAAUACUUUUAAUAACUCUAUAAAAUAACUAGGUUUUGGCACCUAUAUCAAUAACCCCAGCCAAUCUUGUGCAUGACCUUAUAUGUGACCUUAUAUCUGAAAAAAAGACUCUGAAUAACUAAAUCUAAUUGAAGAUUUAACUUGAAAUACAUUUAAAAGCAUUUGCACUCAUUUAUAAGUGAAUAAAUAAUUGUGUGACUAACA